CUCUCUGCUGGUAUAGUAACCACAACUACAGAAAUACUAACACUCAGGAAAAUCACUUAUAAAUUGGCGUUUUAAAGAAAUGGAGGCGUCGAAAAAACAAGAAGUUAUCUUUCUUGAGCUGAGAGAGCGGUUACAGAGCGGCUUGUUAAUCAUACGAACUGAUGUUGUUAAGGACACAUCUGGGGUAAAUGUGUCCAGUGGAGACUUGGCCCUAAAAAUCCACAUACCUGAUGGGAUUUAUGAGGUGAAGCUACCCCCAGAGGUCAGUCUAGUGGAGGGUUCAUGUCAGACGAGUCCAGAGCUGAAUGAGGAGGAGCUGCAUGUUAGAGUGCGUUUGAAGGUGGGCCAGUGUUCAGAGGCUCAGGACAGUGCAGCUCAGCAUCUAAGGGCAGAGAGAAGCUAUUGUUUCUUGUGCCAGUCCUGUGGGGCCAUGCUGCUUAAAGACAGGAUUUUCACGCGAGUGCUUCCGUUACCCAAUGGGAACUGGAAUACACUGGUAGAUGACUGGUGUUGCCACGCUGAUCCUUUUGCCAACAAGAAGCUUCUCCCUCAGCAAGAGGACUGUUUACUUGGUGACACCUACUUCCUGUUGACCCGAGACAGCAGUUGUGACCAAAGCCUUGCACGUGUAGUGGACUCCUCCGAUGUGAACACUGGUUCUGAUCUGCAUUCUGGAAAGCAGGCCCUUGGCCAUAGGAAUGUGGUCAUCUGUAAAAACUGCUGUGCAGUGCUGGGAGAAGCAGUCACGACAGAGGUUUUAAAAUUCUAUAUAACUGAAGUGGUGGUAAGGCGAAGUGAAGAUGCAGAGGGUACCCUGUCACAAAAUAGGCAACAGUUCCUAGAGAGAGCCCUUGGUUCCAGACUUGUUGAGCUGUCAUCUGCUCAAAGCAUAUUUCGCUUUUCCAUCCAGACACCAGAUGGUAAAGCUGUGAUCAUGCUUUGGCUCUUGAACAUGGACACACUGAUCGCUUCAUUCUCUGAGAAAGCCAUCAGCAGUGACAUCCUCAUCUCCGCCAGUGACCGUCAUCCCAAUAAGCAUCAGUCACGCCAGGCAGUUAGGGCAAUCAAAGUCCUUUACCUCCCCUGCACUCAUGGUCAACAGGAUGAAGCUGUUGAUGCAUGGGAGAAGGAUAUCAGUGUUCACCCUCUGAUCCUCCCCCAGGGCACAUGUGAGGAGGUGCUGCAGCUCCUGAGAUCCUCUACCAAAACACUGCCCUCCUCACUGUGCUCAAUGAACUGCUACCAGGUGGCGUAUUUGAGAAGAUGAAUUUGAGUGAGAAGUGGGUCAGAAUAUGUAGAAUCCAUUUAAUAUGCAUCAUGGGACCAUUUUGUGUGUUUGGAUUUGGACCAUCUUUAAUAAAUAUUGAAUAUUAAAAACGAA
Molecule: messenger RNA, 1381 nt
Organism: Neoarius graeffei (lesser salmon catfish)
Lineage: Eukaryota; Metazoa; Chordata; Actinopteri; Siluriformes; Ariidae
Gene: ube3d
Product: ubiquitin protein ligase E3D
Exons: 10
Coding region: 80-1267 (395 amino acids)
Biological process (GO): protein autoubiquitination; protein monoubiquitination; proteasome-mediated ubiquitin-dependent protein catabolic process
Cellular component (GO): nucleus; ubiquitin ligase complex; cytosol
Molecular function (GO): cyclin binding; ubiquitin conjugating enzyme binding; ubiquitin protein ligase activity
Source: RefSeq, a predicted model, not a curated record